This is a messenger RNA of Schistosoma turkestanicum, 3129 nucleotides long. The record is from the annotation of a GenBank genome assembly. Lineage: Eukaryota; Metazoa; Platyhelminthes; Trematoda; Strigeidida; Schistosomatidae.
UUUUGCAAAACAAUUAAACAACUUGAUCACUUUCUAAAACCAAACAAACAAACAAAACAAAACCACAUUAUCGCUAAGAAUGGAAUAAACAAUGUUUACUAACGGAAAGUUAUUAUUUUGGAUGAUAAUUUAUUUUCAUAUUUUAAUGAAUAAUUCAACAAAUGAAAUAAAUGCCAAAUUCCAUACCAUCAAAUCGACAACAUUGAAUCAUGAUGCUAACAGUGAUGAUGCUCAAAUUACUACAAAUUCUACAAAUUCAUCUGUUUCAUAUAAAUACUUGUAUAAUAAUUUAAAACAUUAUUUUCUAUCAUGGUAUUUGCCUACAGUGAUUAUUUUAGGAGUUGUUGGUACAGUGUUCUGUUUAGUAUUUCUAUUUUUGUCAAGAUUAUUUCCACAGAAUAUGUUAAUAUGGUUGGUUAGUAUAUGUUUUGGUGAUUUUUUUAUACUUUCAUUGGAAGGUAUAUGGAUGUUAUUAAAAGUUUGGUAUAGUUAUGAUAUACGUGAUAAUAAUAACUUGAUUUGUGUGUUACAUACAAGCUUAUCAAACUAUUUUUUCUAUUGGUCAGCUUAUAUGCAAUGUAUGCUGUCACUUCAACGAGCAUACUCGAUUAUUAAACCAUUGCGGGCUAGAAAUAAUGGUCUAAAUAUGAUAUGGCUUAUUCGUCUAUGGCUUCUAAUAUCUAUCUGUCUUAUAUUCCCAAUGCUUCCUUAUCCAAUCUACUGGCGAGUUAUCAACGGUGACUGUGAUCCUACAAAUACAGAUUUAUUUCAUGUUACAACGCUGAAUGAUUUCAUUAUCUGGGGUUUAAUCCCACUCUUUGGCAUGACAUCAUCUACAGUUAUUAUAUGUUGGAAUAUUUUUCGAUUGAGAAAAUAUUUUCGUGAAGCAACCUCUUCAGUUAUUUUACGUGAAAAUGAAAGACAAAGAAAAUCUACAACGUCUAAGGUUACCGCAUUGAUUUAUUACUUGAGACCAGAUGAUCUGUGUGAUAAUCUUCGGAAACGUUCGCAUUCUCUAUCGGUUUCAGAAUCUGCACUUCAUUUACAGACAAAAGCUCAAUCUGAAACUUUAUCUAGAAUUUAUAAACCAAUGUCUGUUCGUAAUUUAAUUGAUCAGACAUCAGGAUGCGGUUCAAAACGUAACAACUACACAGUCACAACACAAUCAACAAAUCCGUUCAAUUCACGUAAGAUAUUUGCAACAAAGUGUAAAGCAUUAUCGGUUGAUCAGAUCACAAAUUGUUUAGGACCUGUGAAUAAUCCAGGCUAUCGGCAUGGUGCAACAGAUAAUGCCGGUCAUGUGACACGACUUUUGAUAUGUAUGAAUAUUUGGUAUAUGGCUAGCACGUAUCCAUUGAUUAUUUAUUUAAUACUAUUAAAUUUUGUACUAACCAAUGUUGAUCGUGAUGUUCACAAAUUUAUGUAUUAUUUAUCAAGAAGUUUGUGCUUUUUAAAUGCAUGCUCGAAUUGGAUAUUUUAUUGUGCAUCUGGACGAUUAUUUCGUUCUCGUAUACGUCUAAUGUUAUUGCGUUUUAUGUGUCGAUUACGUGCUCAACAUAAAAAUCGAACUGCUGCUGUACGAGUACCAGCAGAUUAUACAAAUCAUUUCAAAAAUCAAUUUGUUUUGAAUACAUCAACAAAUAUUGAAAACAACACUUCAUGUGUUAGUAGUUCAUUCUUGAAAUGUUUCACUGAGUGUAAACGAAACAAUCUGCGUAUGAAUAAGAAGAAGAUGAAGAAGCAUACUAGUCAUGAAAUCAAUAAUAUGAUGAUGAUGAUGUAUCCAAAUGUAGAUUAUAUCGAUGAUUUCAGCGGAGAUUUACUCGACAGUACACUUGAGACGACUAGUAAAAAUCAAAAAUCUAAAAAUCAAUUAAAUACUAAGCAUGUGACUAGUUGUAUGCCUAAUUCAACAGCUAAUUAUUCAAAUAAUUGUUUCCCUUUAGGUUAUCAAUGCUUUUGUAAUUUAUUUCCUUGUCCUGUAAAAUCUUUCAAUAAAUCCACUGAUAAUAGAAAGCAUCAUUCAUCUGUUAAACAUUAUCCAAACAGAGAAAAGUUCGAAAACGAUAAAAAAAAUGGUAGUGAAAAGAAACACUUCUUACUUGGAUGUAAUGGAUGUUUUACAGGAUUUUGUUGUUGGAGAUUUUGGUGGUAUGGUUUAAUGGCUGGUUGUAUUAAACAUAUACCAAACAACAUUGAAACUGUCACAGAUCAAAGUGAUCAAAGUCAUUCUGUUCAAGUGUUGACAGGUUUGUCAACUUCAUCAUCAUUAUAUGAUAAUUAUCAUUUACAUCGACGUCAUUCAGAAUUUGCUUUGAAUAAUCUUAAUUAUAAAUAUUGUAAGCAUUAUAGAUCUACAGAGAAAUUCCGUGAUUUAGAGCCGAAAAAGAAUAAUAUUGAAUUGGAUUUAGCCACUCAGAAUACAUUCAAUACAUCGACUAAUCAAAAUUUGAAUGACAUUGUAAACUCACAUCCUUCUGAUAAGUUAUUUACUACUUCCAAUAAUACAGUUCAUUCAAUUUGGGGAUCAGAAGCAAUCAUUGUUAAUGUUAACAAUUCUGACAUUAAAUUGCCCAAACAAGUCAUUCCAAGAUGUUUUUGUUAUAUUUCAUCUCAAGGUAAUCGUAAAUUUAAUUAUAAUUUAUGUCAAUAUCAUCGAAACUUUAAUUCCUCUUGUCGUUAUCAUCAUCAUCAUGGUCACAGUCAACAUUUUCAUCUAUUGCAUAAUUCUCACUUACAUUAUCGAUCAGAUCGUCAAAAUACAUCUAUAAAUAAUUGUCGAAAAAUGCAUCAUUUACCAUCUUCUUCUAAUUAUACUUUUAGCAAUGUUGAAACGAAUCGUUGCAUUAAGAAUGAUAAUAACAUUAUUAGUACUUAAAAUACUGGUUUAGAUCGACAUGAAUAAUGAAUAUAACUGAUUAUGUUGAAACACAGGCUAAAAAGAUGGAAUGUUUUGUUGGUCGUAACCAUAUUUACCAGGAACAGAAUAAAAAAAGGGGAUUGGAUAGGCGACUACUACUAGAAAAUCUUUAAUACACAUGAUAAGAAUGAUGAAAGAAUGAAGCGAAUUCAACUACAUCAUAGAAAAUGAUAAUAGUUUAUCAUUGUUUGUGUUGGAUAAUUUUCGAU